Messenger RNA from Hypoxylon trugodes, 1307 nucleotides. RefSeq names its product 6-phosphogluconate dehydrogenase C-terminal domain-like protein. The transcript has a single exon. Lineage: Eukaryota; Fungi; Ascomycota; Sordariomycetes; Xylariales; Hypoxylaceae. Bases 57 to 1121 code for a protein of 354 amino acids. Gene Ontology annotation, cellular component: cytoplasm. The record is from RefSeq and is a predicted model, not a curated record. Gene Ontology annotation, molecular function: oxidoreductase activity.
AUGAUACUUUAACCUUACAUGUUACCCACUCCCAUCUAUUCACUUCAAACCCCGCCAUGCCGAAAGUCCUGGUUUUCGGGGCCGGCGCUCUUGGGGCAUGCUACGCCUACGUCUUAGCUAAAGCUCUAGGCGAGAUAGAAGUCACCACAGUCUGUCGGUCAAAUUACGACGAGGUAGCUAGGAAUGGAUUCACCAUCAAUUCCAAACUGUGGGGUAAUAACCUCCAUUUUCAACCCCGCGUCGUGCGGUCCCCCGCUGAAGCUGCGCAGCUGUUAGUGGAUGGAGAGUGCUUCGAGUAUAUCAUAGUUACGUCUAAAGCUCUUACCACUACCCCGUCUACGCCGGAGAUCCUGGCUCCUGUUGUUGAGAAGGGGAGGAGUGCGAUUGUGUUGAUUCAGAAUGGUAUUGGGAUUGAGAAUGAAUAUGUAACUGCGUUCCCUGGGAAUUCGGUACUGAGUGCUGUGGCGUAUUUCCCGGCUACGCAGGUUCGUCCGGGGGUUGUUGAACAUCGUGAGGUCGAGUUGUUGCAUGUUGGUACGUAUCCGCCUGAUGCGCCACCGGCACAUAAAGAUGUUGCGAGGGCGUUUGUGGGUUUACUGGGACAGGGAGGGGCGACGGCGAAGUUACAUGGGGAUGUGCAGAGGGAGAGGUGGGUUAAGUUGCUUGUUAAUGCGGUUUGGAAUCCGGUGUGCGCCUUGACGAGAUUACGGGAUCGCGAGUUUAUUGAUGCGGAUAGGGAUUUGAGACUUGGUUCUACAAGUACUAGAGAAAAGGGAAAGGAGGAGAGGGAAGGGGAUAGGUUAGUGAGUGAAAUGGGAGAUGGAUUACGGUUCAUUAAGGAUGUUAUGCUGGAGAUUGCGUCGGUGGCACAGGCGUAUGGGUAUGGUGAUGUUAAUGAGGAUAUGGUGGAUUUUCAGAUUAAGAGAGCGGCGGUUAGGGAUUUACCUGGCGUGCAGACUUCUAUGUUGACGGAUGCGCUUGCGGGGAGGGCUAUGGAGGUUGAUGCUGUGGUGGGUAAUGCGGUUAGGAUGGCGAGGGAGAAGGGUAUUGAGACGCCUAUGUUGAAGACGAUUUAUGUGCUUGCUAAUGGGCUUAGUGUGGGUUUUGGGAAGGGGUCGUGAUAACAAUCAUAAGAAUCUGCUCGAAGAGUAGCUGUCUUACACUGAUUAAGGGGGGUUAUAUGGGUUUGAAACGUGGGAUUGUCCCGAUUUCAUGUAAAAUAUGCUGGUCAUAUCACCUGUUAGGAUUUAGGAACAAGUUAGGGAUUUAGCAAAGAUUUCUCUAUUCAGGACCCAUUUGUUACUGAG